UUGAAGAACUGAUACAUAUAACUUUACAAAAGAAAAGGAAUACAAACGACCAAAGAGAUAUAACAUGAAGAAGACGAUUCUGAAGUUAACGACCCUCGUUUUAGGGGUUUUCUUCAUCAUUUACCUUUUUCUUCAAGAGCCUCGAGGUGGAUCGAAGGAUGGAGAUCUCUCGAUGUCGAUGGGACGGAAGUUAAGAGCUGUGGAGCCGAUUGAAACCAAAAAUGAAGCAAGAACAUUGGAAGAUUCAUCAACAGAUCAGUUAGAGAGAGAAGUGGAUCAUCUGAUGAGGCACGAAUAUCCUUCACCGGUGAAGCCAAGGAAAAGAACUCCGGUUCACAAUGGCCUGCCUUAUGGUCAUUAAUUAAUCAGUUCACACCACUUGACCCUUGUUUUCUUGUUCCUUCUAUUACUACUUUUAUGUAUAAUAAGUUAGCUAAAUUCAUAAAAUUAAUGGACGUAUCAUGUAAUGCUGAGUAUUACAUACUUUGUAUACAGA
Messenger RNA from Capsella rubella, 496 nucleotides. RefSeq lists its product as uncharacterized. The transcript has 3 exons. Lineage: Eukaryota; Viridiplantae; Streptophyta; Magnoliopsida; Brassicales; Brassicaceae. Bases 65 to 361 code for a protein of 98 amino acids. The record is from RefSeq and is a predicted model, not a curated record.